Molecule: messenger RNA, 2370 nt
Organism: Closterium sp. Naga37s-1
Lineage: Eukaryota; Viridiplantae; Streptophyta; Zygnematophyceae; Desmidiales; Closteriaceae
Source: the annotation of a GenBank genome assembly
AUGCUUCCGCGCUUGAAAGUUCAGACACCAGUCAGGAAAGUGGCGGAGGGAGGCGAAGUGGAAGAGGAAGGGGGUCAAGGGGAUGAGGGGUUGGAGGAGGAGGAGCAGCCGUCAGUCCGGGGGAGAGCAGAGACGAGGCAAGAGUUUGUGGAUGGGGGGGAGAAGGAAGUGGGAGGCAAGCAGGGGGAAGAAAAUGAAGAGGAGGGUGAGGAAGCGGACGAGAAGGUGCAGGAGGGCGGCAGCAGCGGCGCAGCGGGCGGCACAGCGGGCAAGAAGAGUUUCCGGUACAGCAUCAUCAUCCCGUCCAAACUCUCCAAGAGCGCUGACCUGGCGCUUGCCAGCUGUCGUGAGGCUCCCAAGAGUAGCUGGCCUGCCACUCCCCAGACCUCCCGUGAGGCCCCCAAGGCUCUCUGGCCUCCCACUCCCCAAACAGCCCGCCAUGCUCCGAACGCUUCUAAGCGCGCACUGCCGCGCCCUCACACCUUCCAGCCAGAACGGCCCCGGACGGCAGAAGCAGAGAGCACCACUGGAGCACUAUCAGCAGUAGCUGCUGCUGUGUCUGCUGCUACUGCUGCUGCUGGUGCCGCCGCCGCUGCUGCAGCUGCUGCUGUGAGUUACUCACAACCAAGGGAGGCAGCAGCGGCGGCGGCUGCGGCUUCUGCUGCUGCUGCUGCUGCUGCCGAUGCUGCUGCCGCUGCUGCUCUGAUCGCUCCCAGGGAGUCUGUUGCACUUGCCGUUGCUGCUGCUACUGCCGGUUUUUCCGACUCUGGUAACAAUAACAGCCCUUCUUGUGACCAGUGUUCUGGUGGUAACUUUUCAGGAGAUAAUUCUGGUGGUGGUGGGAACUGCUCGUGUCAGGGAGCUAAGGAGAGCAGUCCUGGUGCCGGCAAAUCAGCUGUAGCCGCCGUAGCAGCCCAAGCAGUGGCAGCGGUCACAGGAGGCGAGAGCGCAGUGGGUGCACUCCCAGAGGAGCACAGAGGUGCACUUCCUGUGCUUCCACCAGAGGCGAGGGCUGAGCACGUGAUUAAACGACCAAGCAGUGCAACCACAACCACUGCCACUAGCAGAGCUGUCUCCUCUCUUCCUUCUCCUUCCAGCCGCUCCUCUCUCCCUUCUCCCACUGCUCGUCAUCGCACCGUGCCCCCCCGUUCACCCCUCUCACCGCUCUCGCCCCCCUCGCCCCUCUCGUCUACCUCCUCCGCCUCCGCUCUCUCAGGUUUCAAGCCUUACUUCGGUGGCCCCGUUGCAAACCCCCCCUCGGGUCGCUCAGUGCCGAGGUCAUUCUCGAAUGACAACCUUGCACCGCUCUCCACUGUUCCAAACCGCUCCACUGGCAGCUCUGCACCGCUCUCCACCGCUCAAAACCAUAACCGGGCGCUGAGUCAGGCCCGAUUCAAUUUCCCGUCGCCUGGUCCCCCUUCCCGCCGCCCGGUUUCCCCCUCCCGCCGCCACGAAACCCCAGUCACGCUGCCCGAUUCGGAAUGCGGAACCACUCGACUCCCUGUUCUCCCCGCCCGAUUCCCCUUCAUGCCUCCCGAUUCGGCAUUCCCGCCGGCCGGUUCCCUUUCCCGUCGCCCUACUCCCCUUUCCGUCGCCCGAUUCACGUUCCCGCCGCCCUGUUCCCCUUUCCCGCCGCCCGAAUCCCCUUCCGCGCCGCCUGAAUCCCCUUUCCCGCCCAUUGAUUCCGGGCGGCGCGCCCGUCCGCCCCUUCCCGCCGUCCGAUCCCCUUUCGCGCCGCGCGAUUCCCGUUCCCGCCGCCCGCUUCCCCUUUCGCGCCGCCCGAUGCGCCUUUCCGCCUUUCGUUGCCUCCCCCCUCUCCCUUCCCUCCCUUCCCUCCCACCUCUCCCUGCCUUCCCAUCUCCCCUUCAUGCCUCAUCACCUCUCCCUGCCUUUCAGUCUCCCCUUCAUGCCUCCCACCACCUCUUCGUCCUGCCUUCCCAUCUCCCCGUCAUGUCUCCCACCACCUUUCCCUUCCUCUUGCGGACCCGCUUUAUGCCUCCCACCGCCUCAACCUGCCUUCCCAUCUCCCCUUCAUGCCUCACACCACCUUUCCCUUCCUUGUCUUCCCGUACCUUCCUGCCUCCCACCACCUUUCCCUGCCUGCCCAUCCCCCUUUCAUGCGUCCCACCUCCUUUCUCUGCCUUCCCAUCACCCCUUCAUGCCUCACACCACCUUUCCCUUCCUUCUCAUCCCCCCUUCAUGCCUCCCACCACCUUUACCUGCCUGCCCAUCCCCCCUUCAUGCCUCAUCACCUCUUUUCUCUGCCUUCCCAUCCCCCCUUCAUGCCUCCCAACACCUCUCCGUGCCUUCGUCCUUUCUUCCCUCUCUUCCCCUCCUUUCUCACUGGGCCACUCUUUGUCCUGCUCGUAG